CCCUCAUUCUCCCCUCCCCUCACAUCCCCGACAGCGAGGCAGAAGCAACCCGAGCCGAGCCGAGCCGAGCCCCAGCCCACCAUCUCCCCCACCUCCUCCCAGCCCAGAACCUCCUCCUCCUCCUCCACCUUCGCCCAAUCCGCGCGCCCGCCCUCCACGCGCGCGGGCGGGCGCCCAUGGGAUGAGCCGCGGCGGCGGGGGAGCCCGGAUCCGGACCUAGGGUUUCCGGCUGCCACGCGCCAUGGAGUGGGACAGCGAGUCCGACGGCGGCGGCAGCGCAGGGAGCGGGGACGAGAUGGAGGAGGAGGAGGAGGGAGGGGAGAUGGUUGUUGUUGGGGGCGCCGGCGGGAGCGGGAGCGGGAGCGGGAGCGAGGGCGGGGGAGGAGGAGGAGGAGGGAUAGGAGGCGGCGACGGGGUCGGCGGGAUGUUCACGUUCGCCAUCGAGGGGAUGCUGCGCGGGGCCGGGCCGUACGGGCUGGUCGUCACGGACGCGCUCGAGCCCGACUGCCCUAUCAUCUACGUCAACCGCGGCUUCGAGGACGCCACCGGGUACCGCGCCGAGGAGGUGCUCGGCAGGAACUGCCGGUUUCUGCAAUGCAGAGGCCCAUUUGCUCAAAGAAGGCACCCAUUGGUUGAUGAUGCAGUAGUUUCUGGGAUUCAGAGAUGCAUAGACAAUGGUACUCAGUUCCGUGGUGAUCUGUUGAAUUUCAGAAAAGAUGGCUUUCCAUUGAUGAACAGGUUGCAUCUGACCCCUAUAUAUGGAGAUGAUGAUAUCAUCACCCAUUAUAUGGGCAUUCAGUUCUUCACUAAUGCAAAUGUUGAUUUGGGACCAGUACCUGGCUCAGUUACAAGAGAACCUGUGAGAUCUACACGGUUUGCUCCGGAUAACUUUUUCCGGCCCAUAACCACCGGACUAGAGCAGGACAACUUCUGCAGGGAGUAUUCCAGUCUCUUCCAGCUAACUGAUGAAGUACUUUGCCAGAGUAUUUUGUCAAGGUUGUCUCCAAGAGAUGUCGCAUCUGUGAGCUCUGUAUGUCGACGGUUGUAUGACUUAACAAAAAAUGAAGAUCUUUGGAGAAUGGUUUGCCGUAAUGCAUGGGGUAGUGAGACUACUCAAGCUCUUGAGACUGUGCCUGCUGCGAAAAGAUUGGGCUGGGGUCGGUUGGCCAGAGAACUAACCACCCUGGAAGCUGUUGCCUGGAGGAAAUUGACAGUUGGAGGUGCAGUGGAGCCAUCUCGAUGCAACUUCAGUGCUUGUGCUGUAGGGAAUCGUGUUGUUCUCUUUGGCGGGGAAGGUGUUAACAUGCAACCGAUGAAUGACACAUUUGUGUUGGAUUUGAAUGCUAGCAAUCCGGAGUGGAGACAUGUCAAUGUAAGCUCAGCUCCUCCAGGCCGCUGGGGCCAUACACUAUCGUGCCUAAAUGGAUCUUGGUUAGUUGUGUUCGGGGGAUGUGGAAGGCAGGGCCUUCUUAAUGAUGUAUUCAUGCUGGAUUUGGAUGCGAAACACCCAACUUGGCGGGAGAUCCCUGGUGUUGCACCACCAGUUCCGCGUUCAUGGCACAGCUCCUGCACUUUGGAUGGGACAAAGUUGGUGGUGUCUGGUGGUUGUGCUGACUCAGGUGUACUACUCAGUGAUACCUUUCUUCUUGAUGUAAGCAUGGACAGACCUGUAUGGAGGGAAGUACCUGCAUCUUGGACACCACCUUCUAGAUUGGGCCACUCAAUGUCUGUCUAUGAUGGUAGGAAAAUUCUGAUGUUCGGCGGUCUUGCCAAGAGCGGUCCUCUCCGACUACGAUCCAGUGAUGUGUUCACAAUGGACUUGAGCGAAGAAGAGCCCUGCUGGCGGUGCCUCACCGGGAGUGGAAUGCCUGGGGCGGGAAAUCCGGCUGGAGCUGGUCCGCCUCCUCGUCUUGAUCAUGUUGCUGUGAGCUUGCCAGGGGGAAGAGUGUUGAUAUUUGGUGGAUCAGUGGCAGGCCUCCACUCGGCAUCACAGCUGUAUCUCUUGGAUCCGACUGAAGAGAAACCUACCUGGAGGAUACUUAAUGUUCCUGGGCGACCUCCGCGAUUUGCGUGGGGCCACAGUACUUGUGUCGUUGGAGGUACAAAAGCGAUAGUGCUUGGAGGACAAACUGGAGAAGAGUGGAUGCUCACUGAAGUACACGAGCUCUCUCUGGCUAGUAGUAACUCAGUCUGAGGUACAAAGGUCUUUGCAGCAAGCUUCCCUGAAAACAAAUGGGAUCUUUCAUGUGGCGUUAAACUUGAUCGUCUUCAGCACCAGGGCUGGAGCACUGAAUGUUUGGCGCUCCGAAUGGAUGUAUUUUCCUGGAAGAGAGAAAUGGUUGGGUCUGAAGUAAAGAUUAAACCUCUUAAACCGGGGUUGCUUGCUAUGUGUAGCUAAUGGGUAGUGAUAUGUUUUUCUUGUUGUUUGUUUGGUCUUCAUAUGAGAUAAGUAUAAUUCAUAAGCUACUCCCAUGGAAUGAGUAUCAGUUUUAUGUAUUCCCAGACGAUUCUGACUUCCAUUCUGUUAGGUUAAGAAAAAAGGAUUACGCUGUA
Hordeum vulgare subsp. vulgare (domesticated barley) is the source of this 2553-nucleotide messenger RNA. RefSeq names its product adagio-like protein 1. The record is from RefSeq and is a predicted model, not a curated record. Gene Ontology annotation, biological process: circadian rhythm; response to blue light. Gene Ontology annotation, molecular function: protein binding. The transcript has 2 exons. Gene Ontology annotation, cellular component: nucleus; SCF ubiquitin ligase complex; cytosol. NCBI's taxonomy places the organism in Eukaryota, Viridiplantae, Streptophyta, Magnoliopsida, Poales, Poaceae. Bases 242 to 2194 code for a protein of 650 amino acids.